Molecule: messenger RNA, 2170 nt
Organism: Zeugodacus cucurbitae (melon fly)
Lineage: Eukaryota; Metazoa; Arthropoda; Insecta; Diptera; Tephritidae
Exons: 4
Coding region: 590-1912 (440 amino acids)
Source: RefSeq, a predicted model, not a curated record
AACAAAUUAACUGUAUUACCGGUGAAAACAAUCAAAAUAAUAUGAUUAAUAUAUUUUAUGAAAUGCUACUUAACAUUGAGAAUGUAUGGGUGUGCUUUAAGCAUUCCACAAAAUUUUUAAAUUGAGUGAGCUCUUUGUCAUUUAUUGUGAAUUGUUCAACAUAAAAUGAAGAAAUCAGAAAUGAAACGGAACGGAACUACCGCUGAUUCGAAUAAUUUUGAAAGUGUUAUCUAAAAAUAUAAUAUUUUCGGCUUCAGCAAGAUAACCUUCAUAGAAGAAUAUCUAUUUGGACAAAUAUAUAAAUUAAGAGUUUUGUUUGCGGAUAAUGUUCAAAAUGGAAAGAGCACUGAAAGGAGUUUGCUGUCCUGUUGAUUUACCCACUCGCUUAAAACUACCUGCGAUGGGAAAAUGAGAGAAAUACAAAUAAACUGCAGCAUGUAGACACUAUCCGCCAUUUUAUCAGUCAAGAUAAUGUUCAUUCAAUUCAUGUGCCUCACAAAUGGUCUGCAAAGUUGCGACCUUAGAAUAGUCUUGCGUUUGGUACGCUUGGAUUAAGAUACAUUUGAAUUUUGAAAGUGAUAGUGCAGAUAUGGCCAAAGCAAAAACAACAAUUAUGGAUCUCAACGAUGAUUGCUUAAAUGCAAUCUUCGAACGACUAAAUGGAAUGGGUGUAAAACGUAAUUUUUCGAACACUUGUCAUAGAUUUGCUACAAUUUUUUGUAAUCACUAUAUACACCGAAUACUUGUCGAAGGUGGCGAUGUACACCAUUUCGACAGUCGUUUAGUGACGAAAUUCAGCCAUUUGCUGGGCACUAAACUAUUCCCAUUGAGGGAUAUUAAAAGCCUAAAGUUUGACGAUACAUAUUCACAAUAUUUUACGGAAAAAUUCUUCCGUGCACUCAAAAGAGAUCACCCAAAUAUUGAAUCCGUGGAACUGACCGGCUUUCGUGACAAAGACAUGCACGUCAUGUUGCCUUUUCCCAACUUAAAGCUGCUACAUUUCUACUGCAGUCUUAUAACUGGCGACUACCUCGAUCAGCUACGCAAUCUGGAGGUACUGAUUCUCGAUACUAUAUUGAAUUUCGAGUGCAGACAUUUGAUUAGCAUCGUUCAGCAGAAUAAAAACCUACAGAAACUGGUGUUACGUGGCUGUCCAGUAAUUUUCACUCCAGAGUAUGCAAUAGAAAUGUCUCAGAAUUUAAAUAAUUUACUAGAAUUAGAAGCCAAUUGGUACGAACUACACCAUUGCCAGUUGGUGGGCAACUUGCCGUGCCUAAAAAUAUUGGUGAUCAAUGAUUUCAAGUCAUUUCAGUGUCGUAGGUGUAGAAGAAUCGAACGUGGUGAUGCCACUUUACCCAUCAGUGGAUUCUACUACGGUAUAUGUGAGUGUGGCUUGUAUGAUGCACGCGUGUUGUUCAAGGGUUUGCGUAAAAAAAAUAUCUUGGAACAAUUAAUCUUUCUCGGUUCACGCAUAACAACCAGAGAUCUCACAUUCAUAUCAAAGCUAACCAGUUUGAAGACACUUUACAUGGGCGUUGAUAACGUGCCGCUCUACAUUUCGAUAGCGAUGUUUAACAAUCUAAAAGAUUUGGAAGACAUAGAUAUAGGUUAUUCGUGGAAAUUGCCAAUGGAAGCUUUGAGCUUUCUGGAAAAAUGUCAAAAAUUGAAAUAUGUAAAUUUUGGCAAUUCUGAAGGCUUCGACGAAUCAUUUAUACUCGAAGCAAUCGAUGUGAUUAAGCGUAGAGCAGUGCCACCUGCCGAACCGUUAAGGAUGCAAUUCUUAAAUGCAGACUUUGAUCGGACAUUCCUUGAGGACGAGCGCGUGAAAGCAGCCGGUUCCCUAAUUCAAAUUGACUCAUUCCAGACAAAUGAGAUGAUUAGCCGUCUCUACAAUUAUAUUUACUAUUUUUAAGCGCUUGAAUACUGACAGCUAGUUUUAGGUUAGGAAAUGCUUGAUUCACAGUUCCAACAAUAAAACAGCAUAUACAAAUGUAAUCAAAGCGAAAUUGCAAUACAAUGACAAUAUAAUCAAUACGCGCAUUAUUCUCCAUUUUCUAUAUUAAACUAUUUACCUUAUUUACAUUUAUUCUUUUAAACAAUUUUUACAAUUCAAAUAAAUAUUAUUUUACAGUAAUUUAGCUUAUUUACCUUAUUUACAUUUAUUCUUAAA